AUGGGGAAAUUAUUAAAACCAGGAAAAGUUGUUAUAAUAUUAAAUGGUCGUAGAGCCGGAAAAAAGGCAGUUGUAAUAAAUACAAUUGAAACACAAACAAGAGAAAGACCAUACAGCUAUUGCUUAGUAGCAGGAAUAGAAAAACAUCCAUUAAGAGUUACAAAAAAAAUGCCUAAAAGAAAAAUAGUAAAAAGAUCUAAAGUGAAAGCUUUUAUUAAAUAUAUCAAUGUUAAUCAUAUUCUUCCAACAAGGUAUCAAGUGGCUAAUGACUUUGAUAUUAAAAGUUUAGCUUCUGAUGAAGUUUUAAAAUCUAAAAAUAAAAAGAAAGAAGUUAAAAAAUUAGGAAAAAUUUUUAGAGAUAAAUUUUUAGAGCCAAUUAAUAAGAAAACAGGAGAAGUUUCUAAAGACAUUUCAUUUUUGCACAAAAAAUUAUACUUCUAA
Molecule: messenger RNA, 441 nt
Organism: Plasmodium gallinaceum
Lineage: Eukaryota; Apicomplexa; Aconoidasida; Haemosporida; Plasmodiidae
Gene: RPL27
Product: 60S ribosomal protein L27, putative
Exons: 4
Coding region: 1-441 (146 amino acids)
Biological process (GO): translation
Cellular component (GO): ribosome; cytosolic large ribosomal subunit
Molecular function (GO): structural constituent of ribosome
Source: RefSeq, a predicted model, not a curated record